Artibeus jamaicensis (Jamaican fruit-eating bat) is the source of this 1323-nucleotide messenger RNA. It is a transcript of the gene TLE7, whose product is annotated as TLE family member 7. Gene Ontology annotation, biological process: regulation of DNA-templated transcription; negative regulation of canonical Wnt signaling pathway. Gene Ontology annotation, cellular component: nucleus; transcription regulator complex. The coding region runs from base 1 to 1323 and encodes 440 amino acids. The transcript has 9 exons. Gene Ontology annotation, molecular function: transcription corepressor activity; protein binding. NCBI's taxonomy places the organism in Eukaryota, Metazoa, Chordata, Mammalia, Chiroptera, Phyllostomidae. The record is from RefSeq and is a predicted model, not a curated record.
AUGAGUGGAGAGAAGGAAGGGAACUCGUUCACUAUCCUCAGAGUUUAUGAUGAACCAGAGGAGAGGAAGUAUAAGUCAGAAGACUCUGACAUUUCUGCCCAGCAUGGGCUUGAAGCACAGUCCCAGCUGGAUGGAGUGGAUGAUUUACCCCAGUGGCCCCUAGCUUCCCCAGCACAGGAAGGCCCAGUUUAUCAGGAGAUGAGCUCUCUGACCCUGCAGCAGUGGGCCUCCCAGGCCCUAGACAAAUCUGAGCUCCAGGCCAGCUGGUUCUCUGCAGGGGAGCCAAGAGAAGAUGCAGAGUUUGGCUCCAGCUACCUACCAGGAUCCAGGGUUGGCCAGCCUGGUCCUUUGCCACCUUCCAGUGACGAAGUCCGGUCAUUCCUCAAAGCAGUCCCUCCCAUUGCAGGUGAAGUGGUUGUCAGGCCGAGGACCCCACGUGCACUCUUGAAGGUAGGCAGACUCCGCCACGGCAAGAGAGUCUGUGCCAUUGCCAUCAGUAGCUCGACUCACCACGUGUACACGUGUGGUCACGGCUACAUCAAGGUGUGGGAUAAGAGUGCUCUGCACACCUGGGACAAGGCCCCUCAGGCUCAGCUGAACUUUCAGGACCGUCAGAACUCUGUCCUCACCUGUAAGCUGUUCCCCGACGAGCAGAGCCUGAUCACCGGCGGGGUGUCCCGGACCCUGACUCUUUGGGAUCUGGCACCCACACCUCGUAUCAGGGCACAGCUGGCCUCCACCGGCCCCAUAUGCUACUCGCUGGCCCUCUCCUCCAAUGCCCAGAUCUGCCUGGCUUGCUUCAAAGGAUUCGUUGAGAUUUGGGAUUUGCAGAACCAAAUCUUGAUCAGGAAGCAAGAAAUCCCCGAAUAUGGGUCCCGAUGCGUGGACCUCACAGGCAAUAAGUUCUGGACGGGAGGUGAAGACACCAGACUGUAUUCCUGGGACCUGAGGAGUUGCCAGAAGCUGCAGCAGCUCAGUCUGCAUCAUGAGAUCCUCAGUAUUACUCACGACCCCAGUGAGGAAUGGGUGUUAGUGGGCCUGAGAACAAGUGAUAUCAUGAUCCUGCACUCACACCGGAAGGAGAAGUUUAAGGCCUGCAUCAAUAGAUUCGUCCACCACCACAGCCUGAAGUUUGCCUCCUCUGGGAGCUAUUUUGUGACCACAAUGGGCCAGUCAAUCCACUGCCUAGCUGCACCUUCUCUACAGAGGUUGUUUAAGGCACAGGAGUCUACAGAUAUUGUGUGUUGUGAUGUGUCCUCCGACAGCGAGUACCUAGUCACGGGCUCCAAGAAGUGUGCCUCGGUUUACCAGCUCUUGUAUUGA